Messenger RNA from Microthlaspi erraticum, 1077 nucleotides. The record is from the annotation of a GenBank genome assembly. NCBI's taxonomy places the organism in Eukaryota, Viridiplantae, Streptophyta, Magnoliopsida, Brassicales, Brassicaceae.
AUGUGGAGUUACGUCUGGUUACCGAUCUUACUAUCCUUGUGUACAGAUGCUAUCACAAUGGUCAAAGCCGCCGAAUCGCCUGCCGCGAUUUUCCUCCCAAGUCAAGUCGGAGCUGCUGAUGAUGAUGAAUCACGGGCUUUUGAUUCUCGGAAUUAUGUAUGCUCCGCGCCGAAUCCGGACCUGAACUAUAAGCCGGUCAUCGGGAUUCUGAGCCACCCUGGCGACGGCGCGUCGGGUCGUUUGAGCAAUGAUAGUAAUGCGUCGUAUAUCGCAGCGUCGUAUGUGAAAUUGGCUGAAGCUGGUGGAGCUCGUGUGAUUCCUCUCAUCUUUAACGAACCCGAGGAAUCGCUCUUUCAGAAGCUUGGAUUGGUCAACGGUGUGAUAUUCACUGGUGGUUGGGCUAAAGAAGGAUUGUAUUAUGAAAUCGUCAAAAAAAUCUUCAAUAAAGCUUUGGAAAGAAAUGAUGCUGGAGAGCACUUCCCUGUAUAUGCUAUUUGCCUUGGAUUUGAGCUCGUGACAAUGAUCAUAAGUCAGAACAGAGACAUUCUUGAAAAAGUUGAUGCAAAAAAUUCUGCAUCUAGUCUCCAAUUCGUCGAAAAUGUAAAUAUCGAAGGAACCGUAUUUCAAAGAUUUCCUCCGGAGUUGUUGAAAAAACUCAAUACAGACUGUUUGGUUAUGCAGAACCAUCAGUGGGGUAUCUCACCAGGCAGAUAUGAAGGCAAUAUUGCUCUGUCUAGUUUCUUUAAUAUUGUCACAACAUGCAUUGAUGACCACGGAAAGGCGUAUGUUUCAACAGUUCAAUCAAAAAAAUAUCCAGUGACCGGCGUCCAGUGGCAUCCUGAGAAAAACGCAUUCGAGUGGGGAUUAUCCAGAAUUCCACACUCUGAGGACGCGAUCCAGGUGACUCAGCUCGCUGCAAAUCAUCUAGUCAGCGAAGCUAGGAAGUCACUGAAUAGACCAACUUCUGGGAAAGUGCUGAGCAAUCUCAUUUAUAACUACAAGCCUACGUACUGUGGAUACGAAGGGAGAGGUUACGACGAGGUUUACAUUUUCACACAACAACGUUCCCUUCUCUAA